GGCUCAUGAACGCCACAAAAAUUCACAGCGUUUAUGUAUAGAAACUCAAUUCAAGAUCAAAUUGUAAUACCUAGAGAUGAUAGAUGAUUGUCAUGACGGAUAGCAACUCCAAUAAAUUUCUGUGCCAUGUAACCACAGCAGUAGCCUCACGUCUGUAAUGGGCCUCCAACCUAUUCUUGAUGUGAUCUUGAAAGAGAACGGCCAACCAAAAUUUUGUAGCUUUCUUGGUGUUGGUUUCCGCUGUCAUCAACCUAAAAGUCUUGAGGUACUGUUAGCAACUAACUCACUGAUAUAUCAUGGGCUUUGGAAUCACGGUUCUCUAUAAAAGUCACUUUCUUCUCUAGUAUCGUGUGGUAAACGAAAAUGAAGUUUUGGGGCUGGAUACAUCAUAAGUCACGGGAGAAUAGCAAAGAGCUAUUGAAAGAUGCUACAACUGGUAACAGUCAUUUCCCCUUUUCAGCUCAUCCGUCCCUUGAUAGCCAAGAUGUUUACGGUGGAGCAAGUGCUGGCCCCAGAUACAGUACUGGAAUCAGCAAACAGUUUAAUCUGUUCCAGGAAAGCUCCUUCGCAGGACCCAAUGAAAAUACAGAAACCAAGGAAGCCAGAAACAGUGAUUUUUUUCAUGGCUUUCUUGCCAUUGGAACCCUUGGUGGAGAAACAUUUCUGGACGAACCAGCAACACCGACAUUUGGCAUGUUAUCUGGGGACCCAGCAACAGAUAAUGCAGAAGUAACAGAGGAUUAUCUGAAGCUCAUUAGCAAUGGAUUGGAGAAGUUCCUUGAGGCUGAAGCUAAAGAAGGACACGACCAACCAUCAGGAAGGAACAGCGACGCUAAUACUAUUGCAUCCACCAUUGCGGCCGCUGAGGGAGUAGAUGCUGACGAAGAUAAUCAGCCACUGAAGUUCCCGCUCCAAGAGUAUUUCUUCAGUUCUCAAAUCGAAUUAUCAGAAACAAAGGUUGCAGGGAAGAAGGAACGAGCAUCACUUGGAGAACUGUUUCAGGCAACAGAAAUGCACGAUAAGCAUUCAGAAAACAAGUACGAGGAGAAAAAGAAGCAACCCAGUUCAACUCACAAGUCUGCAAAGAAUCUUGUGAAGAAGGUGCUGAAAAAGCUUCACCUAUCCUCCAGGAGCCCUGACGGUGGUAAAACAGAAGUACAUUCCACAAAGAAGAAGUUCCAAAAGAUUAUACAAGUUUUCCAUAGAAAAGUACAUCCAGAAGACUCCAUAAUGGAAAGCAAAAUAUACAGCGGCAUGACAGAACCAAAAAACAGCAAAGCAAAUUCUACUGGAUUAAUGUCCAAAAAGGUGAGCCCUUGUAACAAGACAAGUAAAAGAUGGAUCCAGUAUGAGCUAAGAAAUUCCCACUCAGCUGGAAACGGAGAACACUGGAUCAAAACAGACGAAGACUACUUGGUGUUGGAGCUGUAAAAAAGGGAUGAGAAGAAAAACGCAAAUUAAAAAGUGCAAGUGUAUUAUGUUAUUUCAUGCAUGUGUGAAUCGUGUGGUGUGAUUAUGUAAAAUGUGUUCAAGACUUGGUGGGAAUGUUCGUUACGCCCUUCUACGUAACAAUAAGUAUUUACCGUGUUUAAAAAUUGCAGCAAGAUAUUUCAUAUC
This is a messenger RNA of Raphanus sativus (radish), 1617 nucleotides long. RefSeq names its product protein LAZY 1. NCBI's taxonomy places the organism in Eukaryota, Viridiplantae, Streptophyta, Magnoliopsida, Brassicales, Brassicaceae. Gene Ontology annotation, biological process: regulation of auxin polar transport; gravitropism. The record is from RefSeq and is a predicted model, not a curated record. The transcript is spliced from 5 exons. Bases 364 to 1431 code for a protein of 355 amino acids.